UACUAAAGCUGUGAAAGUAUUUGAUUACCUAGUAGUAGCCUACAAACCAAAGUACAAGGUACAAAUUACAUUACUACAUCACAUCGUUAUGGUGUGAAUGUAUAUGCCUACUCCAUCGUCGUUGUACUGCAUGAUUCAGCACUAUUACCGUAUUGGAUCGGAAGUAAUUAUUGUCUUCUGGUCUUUCCUGACAAGAUAAAACAUCUUUAAAUAAAUUUGGUCCUGUUUAAAGGUGUACAUGUCACGAAGAUCUUCCACGGCAUUUACUGAUUGUUCGUUCGUCCACUCAAGACACCAAACCGCAACAAAGCAAGAUUUAACGCCCAGCACCUUAACAAUGGAUUAUGACAAGUUUUUGACUCGACGGGCAGUGCUGUCACAACCGUCACCUAUCCGCUUGUUCCAUAAGAUGGCCCUGGAGAGUUCUGAACCUGUUAUUAACAUGGUCCCUGGAUCACCUAACGAUGAUCGGACGUAUCUUGUUGGAGCAAAGUUCAAUCUCAGAGAUGGAGCAACAAUGGAGUUGGAUGAGUCAGAUAUGAGAGUAGCCCAGCAAUAUAAUCUUUCUGAUGGGAUCAUCCCGUUUCGUGAAUGGUUGACAGAGCUGACAGUAAAGCUGCAUCAUCCUCCGACCUAUGGGGAUGAGAACAAGGAGAAGGCACUGAGGGUUAUCGUGAAUUGUGGAGGGAUCCAGGGCAUCAGUGGAGCUGUGUCUGUUUUCGUGAACCCCGGUGAUAAAGUUCUUGUCGGCGAUUACUUCUAUGCUACAUUUACAGAAAUACUACGACGUAGUGAGGCAGUGACUAUUUCCUUGAAAUCUGAAGAAGAUGGACUAAACAUCGAGCAGCUUGAAGAGAUACUCUCUCAGUAUGAUCCAACUGAUCAACAGAAAUGGUGUGAGAGACCUAAGGUGCUGUAUACAGUACCAAACGGCAACAACCCAACGGGAAAAACAACGUCUUUGGAAAAGAGACGAAAGAUAUACGCCCUCGCACAGAAAUAUGAUUUUAUCAUCAUCGAGGAUGACUCCUACUAUUUCACGCAGUUCAACGAGCCUCGAAUUCCGUCCUACUUAUCUUUGGAUGUUGACGGCAGAGUUAUUCGGUGUGACAGUUUCUCGAAAGUGAUAGGUGCUGGGUUCCGACUAGGCUGGUUGUCUGGACCUUGUGCACUAGUAACACGUAUAUUCUACGAGCUACAAUAUACAGUCCAACAUGCAAGCAUCUUUGCACAGGUGGUGGUGAAUAAGCUUGUGAGACAAUGGGGAAUAGAGGGUUUCUUACGUCGAGCCGAUGAUUUAAGGGACUUCUACCAGCGCCGUCGAGACACCGCGGUCCAGGCUGCUACAACCCAUCUCACAGGACUUGCUACCUGGGUCGUUCCUCAAUGUGGUUUGUUCCUAUGGAUGAAGUUGACAGGCCUUGAGGGAGACUCCACGAGUUUCAUCCGUUCCUUCGCCAUCAAGAACCAAUUUAUGAUGACUCCAGGAGGACUGUUUACCCUAGAGAAGCGUGGGCCUUGCCCCUAUCUUCGGGCCUCCUUCUCACAUGUAUCGGAGCCUGAACUCGAAGAGGGCAUGAAGAGAUUGGCAACAUCACUGAAAGAAGCGUCGGCCCAACAAAAUGAAAAUGCAUGAACACGCAGUUUGGCUUGCUACGGGCUCAUCAAUCAGAACACCGGACAAACUGAUAGAGCGCCCUCUACAAAAUAUUGAUAGUCAUAUCCCAAGGAGCAAGAUUUCACAUUCUUCAUCAUGUUCAUGUUUUGAGUGUCUUUACAAUUUUUUUUUCUCCAUCCAACUCUGAAGCAGUUGUCAUUUUUCCACUGCACGACUAAUUCAAUCGAAGAUUCAGCCAAGAAUAUUACCUCAUUAUAUACAAUAACUAAAACAUAUAUCAUAAGAAGACUGCGUCAAAUGUAAUUCUAUGAAAACAGGGAAUUAAAAUUAACUCAGAAAUUAACUCAGAAAUAUCUUCUUUAAAAGUAAACGCUGUGGAAUCGAUCAGAAAAUGUUGAUCAUCUAGCAAUUUUACUACCGAUAUUCAUGUUCAUACCUCAUUAUCUUGUCCAUAAAAUCCAGGAUACUAUUAUCAUUAUUAUUAUUACAUAUAAUUAUUGUGAAUUAUUUGUACGUUUAAACUAUAUUGCAACUUUCUGAUAUCUUGAAGAAAAAAACGUGUUUCGACAUUCGUUCUUCAUGCCAUUGUAUCGUGUUGAGAAACCUUCUGUUUAACCCUAUAUUUAAUGUAACUGCUGCAUCCAUUACUGCAGCAUCCAUUCUUAAUUUUCACGAAUCAUUAUUGUUACUUUAAUAUGAAAAUAAAUUAUUGUUUCCCAUAGCUAUCAGUAAUGAGUAAAUCAAUUCGGAUGUGUGCGGAUGUGUGCGUGUGCGUGUAUAUUGUGCAAUAAUUGCAAACAAUAGCUACUCAAAGCACCUCUUAAAGUGUUAGGAGCCCCAACUUCGCUAAAAAAUUGAUAGCAAAAUUUCACUUUCAUUGUAUCAUAAUGUGAAAGAGGAUUUUGCAAAGUCCCCCCCCCCCCCCAAAAAAAAAAAAAAAAAAAAAUGUGUUUGAAUUCAAAUAUUGAUAAAAGAAUAAAUAAUUUGGUUUGGUUUUCUGUUGUGCGCAGAAAACCCCAAAUUUGUAUUCUUUCUUCAGUAUUUGACUUCAUACACAUUUGUUUUGCAAAUUCUUGCAGAAAUGUGUUUUUAAUGACAUCAUCUUUCAUAUAAUGAUACAAUAAGUGAUUUUUGCCAUCAAAUUUUGGGGGCUCCCAACACUUUGGAGGGGCUUUAUCAAGGUUUCAACCGUUAUGUUGUUGACUGCUAUAGUCUCGGGGGUAGCCCCGGGAGUAGUCCUAAACAAGCCAGUCAUUCGAUUUCGCUGCUGUUCAGCACUGAUGUGUACUGACUAUGAAUGGAAUAUUGAUUCAUAUUGCCUAUGAAAAAAAAUAUGUUCAGAAGCAUUAUAAGAUGAUUAUUAUCCUUAUACUUAUUGAUUAGUUUUGUGAAUAAUUUUAUAUGAAUAAUUUACUACAUUUUUUUUGGGUAUAUAUACUGAUAGUGAUAUAAUUACGUGUCAGGUCACGAUGAGAGGCUUUUACAGGAACAGGGGUUCGUUUCAUGAAAUCGUCAUGCACACAAAUUCGCCGAUAUCUCAAUAAAACGUGUGUUAAACUUAACUUCCAACGGGUUGUCGACGAACUUGAACUUAUGACGGUCUCGUGAAACCGGCGCUGCCGAUUUGUGUUUUGUGUGUGAUCCAAAGGCACUAAUGUCUCAGGUUUCUUUCUUGAUUUUGUAAACUCAUUGUGUUCCUGAAAAUGAAAUAAAUGAAAUAAAUCAAAUAAA
Molecule: messenger RNA, 3349 nt
Organism: Strongylocentrotus purpuratus (purple sea urchin)
Lineage: Eukaryota; Metazoa; Echinodermata; Echinoidea; Camarodonta; Strongylocentrotidae
Product: kynurenine/alpha-aminoadipate aminotransferase, mitochondrial
Exons: 12
Coding region: 239-1636 (465 amino acids)
Biological process (GO): biosynthetic process
Molecular function (GO): L-kynurenine:2-oxoglutarate transaminase activity; pyridoxal phosphate binding
Source: RefSeq, a predicted model, not a curated record